This is a messenger RNA of Erpetoichthys calabaricus (reedfish), 1782 nucleotides long. It is a transcript of the gene cln3, whose product is annotated as CLN3 lysosomal/endosomal transmembrane protein, battenin. The transcript has 16 exons. The record is from RefSeq and is a predicted model, not a curated record. Gene Ontology annotation, cellular component: membrane; lysosome. Gene Ontology annotation, biological process: regulation of intracellular pH; lysosome organization. Lineage: Eukaryota; Metazoa; Chordata; Cladistia; Polypteriformes; Polypteridae. The coding region runs from base 151 to 1458 and encodes 435 amino acids.
ACGGGUUUCACAUGGGCACCACCUCCCUUUACCGCCAUAAACAAGGAAGUGAGCUGUCAGCUGCAGCGGAGUGAUCAGUAUUAGCUGCGCGAGCACGGGUUCAAGGAGGUGUGCGCACGCCGGCUUGCACCGCAUCACUCGCCAUCCGCAAUGGACACUGACUCAGAUAAUGAAGGUGAACUCCACCGUGUGCCUAUCCAGGAGCCUUCAGAGCGGGUGACCAAGUGGAGGAACUUGACUGGCUUCUGGAUUCUCGGUCUGUGUAACAACUUCGCCUACGUCAUCAUGCUGAGUGCCGCACACGACAUCCUGAGCAAGCAGGGGGCAGGCAGCAACAGCACGCAACCUACCCCGGCCCCUGUCCCCACACGGAAUUCCAGCAACAGCAGCCGAUACGACUGCAACAGCCUGUCUACAGCGGCGGUGCUGCUGGCUGACAUUCUCCCUACCCUGGUGAUCAAGUUCACGGCCCCCUUUUACAUCCACCUCAUUCCAUACGGUUUCCGGGUGCUGAUAUGCAUCUUCACGGCCGCCGCCAGCUUCCUCAUCGUUUCCUUUUCCACGGGCGUAUGGAUGAGCCUCUUCGGUGUGGUGUUUGCUAGCAUCUCCUCUGGCUUGGGUGAACUGUCUUUUCUGAGCCUCACCGCCUUCUUCGACAGCUCCGUGAUUGGCGGUUGGUCUUCAGGAACUGGUGGUGCAGGAAUUUUUGGGGCCCUCUCUUACUCUGCCUUAACACAGGGAGGCUUGUCACCCCGGGACACCUUACUGGUGAUGCUCAUUGUUCCUGCUCUUAUGAUGGCCAGCUAUUUUUGUCUUCUGGUGCGCCCACCUUCUCUGCCACAGUGGAAGAAGAAGGACGACGGCUAUUUCAGAUCCUCCGAAGUCAGACGCCCUCUUCUGGAAGAUGAGGAACCCAACAAUGACGUCAGAGAGGCUGUUGACCUGAGCUUCACUGAGAAACUGUCCAUCAUUAGGGGCCUGCUGAAGUUCAUCGUUCCCCUGGCUGUCGUCUAUUUUGCCGAAUACUUCAUCAAUCAGUGCCUGUUUGAGCUCCUGUAUUUUCCCCAAGUGCCACUGAGGCAUUCAGAGCAGUACAGAUGGUAUCAGACGCUCUAUCAGGCGGGAGUCUUUGUGUCGAGAUCGUCGCUGAUGUGCGUGCAGAUUAGACGAAUCUGGCUGCUGGCUCUUCUGCAGUGUGUCAACAUGGUCUUCCUGCUGUUCGCUGUGUACUAUCAGUUCAUCCCCAGCGUCUACAUCGUCUUCAUCAUUAUCUUCUAUGAAGGUCUCCUGGGAGGUGCUGGCUACGUGAACACCUUCAACAACAUCAGCCGUGAGCAGAGCACAAAGGACCGCCGAGAGUUUGCAAUGGGAGCGGCGAGCGUGGCGGACACACUGGGCAUUGCACUGUCGGGCGCCAUCUCCAUUCCAGUGCAUAAUUACCUGUGCCAGCUUCCUUGAUGAUGGGGAAACACAAGUUGUGAUCGCCAAGGGUGCGUGGGUCACUCCAUGAGACCGGAGUAAUGGUGGGAAUGGAGGUAGGACUGGGAACUAUUUUAAGGUGAAAUCUCCCAGUUGUCCAUGUCUUGCAUUUCUAAAGCUUUCGUUCCCCCAGGCACUGCCCCUCGGAAUCUCCUUGUGCCAGAGAGCAGGGUGGGAGAUUAACUACCUGCAGGGGGCGCCACGAGGAGAGGCCAAAGCAACUGCAGGGUCUCCUCAGCAGGCUGAGGGUGGAGGUUGGCAUUGUGCCAUUUAAUUUAUGUGACAAAUAAAAAUUUGUUUUAA